Messenger RNA from Rubroshorea leprosula, 813 nucleotides. NCBI's taxonomy places the organism in Eukaryota, Viridiplantae, Streptophyta, Magnoliopsida, Malvales, Dipterocarpaceae. The record is from the annotation of a GenBank genome assembly.
AUUGUCUCCCUACGGAAAGGCUCUGCUUUAUUAUCGCUUUCUGCCAUUUCAGUUCCUCUGUAAUGGCAACCAAAAAACGUCCCAAGUAACUUUUGACUAGCCUUCGGAGUUCUUGACUAUUAACAUGGAAAAUACGUUUCAAUCGCCCUGCUAGCUGCUAGUUUGCGCCUAUGGCUUCUCAAGAUGCAGAACAAAGGGAAGGUUCCCUUACCCCCAGGGCCCGAGGCCUUCCUCUCCUUGGUUACCUCCCUUUUCUGGGUCCUAACCUCCACCACAUGUUCAAAGAAUUAGCCCGAAUUUAUGGUUCGACCUACAAGCUCUCAAUUGGAAGAAAAAUUUAUGUCGUGAUAAGCUCUCCAUCCUUGGUGAAGGAGAUGGUGCGUGACCAGGACACAUCAAUCUUCGUCCGUGAGAUGCUAUGCAGUGAAAAUCUGGAUGCUUUUUACUCUAACCGGAGGAACGAGAUGAAGAAGAUUAUCAGUUAUGUCUAUGGAAAGAUUGGCAAAAAAGCUAACAUCGGAGAGUUGGCGUUUACAAAGGUGAUCAACAUGGUAUCCAGCAUGUUUUGGGGUGGAACGUUUGAAGAAGAGAAAGGAAGACACGUGAAUGCAUAGUUUUUGGAGGCGGUGGCGCAACUCACUGAUGUAUUGGGGAAGCCAAACAUUUCAGACUUCUUUCCAAAUCUCGAAAUGCUUUGAUAUACAAGGAGUGGCAGAGGAGAGGAGGAAGGUCACUGGACGAUUGGAGAAGCUUUUCGAAUAUGUGAUAAGUGAACGGACAAGGAGGAGCAAGGAAUAACAGAACAAGCUUUUG